Micromonas pusilla CCMP1545 is the source of this 759-nucleotide messenger RNA. RefSeq names its product methyltransferase. The record is from RefSeq and is a predicted model, not a curated record. NCBI's taxonomy places the organism in Eukaryota, Viridiplantae, Chlorophyta, Mamiellophyceae, Mamiellales, Mamiellaceae. Gene Ontology annotation, molecular function: ribonuclease inhibitor activity. The transcript has a single exon. Bases 1 to 738 code for a protein of 245 amino acids. Gene Ontology annotation, biological process: regulation of RNA metabolic process.
AUGUCCGCGCGGACGAAGCUCCUCGCGCUCGCGCGCGCUUCCGCGCGCGCGCCUUCGUUCCUCGCCGCGUCCUCCGCCGCGCUUCCGUCGACGUCGACGUCGUCGUCGUCGUGCGGCCGCGGCGUCGCCCCCAGCCCGCGUCCGCCUCCGUUCGGAGGGGCGCACUCGCGCGUCGUCGUCCGCUGCGGCCACGGCGCGGACCCGACGUUCGGGUACGACCCCUCGCGCGCGGGGACGUCCGAGUACGUGGACAAGCACUUCGGCCCGGAGCCGAUGGACGUGAUCGCGACGCGGAAGCUCCGCGUCAUGACCGCGGGGUACUUCAAAGAUUUCGGAGGAUUGAAAAAGUUUGCCGGCCGCGCGUCCACGAUACGCUGCCAUGAGAACAACCCGCUCGUGCGCGCGGCGCUCAACGAGCCCGGCGACGGGCGCGUCCUCGUCGUCGACGGCGGAGGCUCCACGCGGUGCGCGCUGAUGGGGGACAACCUCGCCGCGCUCGCGGCGAAGAACGGAUGGAGCGGGGUCGUCGUCAACGGCUGCGUGCGCGACGUGGACGACGUGGGCCGGUGCCGCGUCGGCGUGAAAGCGAUCGCGGCGCACCCGGUGCCGUCGUCGAAGAGAGACCCGGGGUUGCGCGACGUCGACGUGUCGUUCGCGGGCGUGACCGUGUCCCCGGGGGACUGGAUAUACGCGGACUCGGACGGCGUGGUGGUCUCCGGCGAGGAGCUGACGUUGUAGUGGUACGUAAAAAAUUGAACG